This is a messenger RNA of Dromiciops gliroides (monito del monte), 3808 nucleotides long. RefSeq names its product 40S ribosomal protein S19-like. Lineage: Eukaryota; Metazoa; Chordata; Mammalia; Microbiotheria; Microbiotheriidae. The record is from RefSeq and is a predicted model, not a curated record. The coding region runs from base 3292 to 3729 and encodes 145 amino acids. Gene Ontology annotation, molecular function: structural constituent of ribosome; RNA binding. Gene Ontology annotation, cellular component: ribosome; cytosolic small ribosomal subunit. Gene Ontology annotation, biological process: translation; ribosomal small subunit assembly. The transcript has a single exon.
UCAAACAGUUUGCAAGACUGUUAAUUAGCCAUUUUGUCAGCAUUGGGCUGAUCAUCUCAUCAUUAGUGAUUAUAAGCAUCAUGCAGAAGCUUACCUCGCCACCAGCCAGCUCCUCACUGGAACCUAAGCCCUUCAGACCAUUAAAACAAAGUAUCUACCAUGGGAUACUCAUUUUGCUAAGAUUAAUUAGGUAACAUAAAAGAGUCAAAGACAGCCAUGUGUUCAUGGCAAUUGCUGCUUCCCCUACCUCUCUUGACAGAGCUCAAAACAGUUCUCCAACUUAGAAGUAGGAAAGAAAGACAGAAGUAUCAAUAGCUUCUUUUGUACAAACAUUGAAUAAUCUGCUUUUCCAGAACAGGAGUCAGUCCAGGACUCUUUUAUCAUCUCCCACUGCAAGUUCCUUUAUCAUGCAUGGCUGGAAGCAAGCCUCCAAUGUUCCCACAUGGUCAACCAGAAGCAGGCAAAGAAAAUCUGCUCAUAACUUUUACAGCCAAUGUAUAGUUUUUAUUUGAUUUGCUAGUUCUAUAGUUGGCCAAAAUCAUUUAUAAAACUCUACAUCCAGCGAUCUCUGGGACUCUGACUGUUUCCUGAGAUAGGCAUAUUUUUCCUUCCUUCCUUUACCAGUAACAGCACACACAGCAUCUGGGAACUGAAUGAUUCAUGGGGCCAGAGUUGGUAUGAAGUCCCUAGUCCUUAGUUUAAAUCCAUUUAGUUUGAAGUGCUGGAAAAGUAGUUGCUACUCUCUACUCCAUACAAGGGAAGUGUGGGUUUUGAGUCCAAUCCCAAGGAAGAUAGGAGGCUAUUGUACAUAGUAGAGUCUCGUCUACACAUUCAAGAAAUAGAAAACAUUGUUUAGCUUGAGUGUUUUUCAAUUGGUAUAUAGUUAUACACUUAGAAAAAUUAAAGUUAAUGAAUCCAAAAUGUUAGUAUUUAAGUGUGCACAAGGCAACACAAAUUAGUCUAACAUUCAGACUAAUGGUUGAACUUGAGUGAUAUUAAUAUAAAUAUAAUAUAAAUAUGUAAAAGCAUCGCUAUACAUAGCAUUCUUUAACUUUUUGUGUUUAAAUAUGCUUAAUAUUUCUUAAAAUUAAAAUGUUCUCACAUGUAUAUUGUUAUGUCAAUUGAGAUAUAAAGGUAAAUUUUAAAUUUAACUGUAAAGCAAUGAUAUAAGAAGUCACUAGGAUAAAAGGGGGAAAUGGUCUGUAUAUAGAUUUAGAUUCUAAAAAUUGGUACUUAGUGCUUUGAAAAUUGCUAACUAUCAACUUAGGUGAAUUUCUACUCUCUGCAAGAAGCUUUUUCCUGUCCUCCUUAAUGCUGGUGCCUUCUCUCCAAGAUCACUUCCAAGUUAUCCUGUCUCUAUCUUGUUGUUAAAGAGUUCUUUACAUGUUUUCUCCCCUAUUAGAAUAUGAUUUUCUUAAGGAUAGGGACUGUUUUUACCUUUCUUUGUACCCGCAGCACUUGGCAUUGUGUCUAGAACAUAGUAAGGAUUUAAUAAAUCCUUGUUUGUGAUCACAGUGGCCUACAUAGUAAGAGUUCAGUGUCAACUCUGAAAAAUAAAUUACCCAAGAGCCAAAAGAGGUUAGAGUAAAAAGUUUUACAUUGUCAACUCUGAAAAAUAAAAUGAAAUGAAAUAAAAUAAAAUACCAAAGAGCUCACAGAGGCUAUAGUCAAAAAAUCUUGAUUCCAUUAGAGGAGGGAAAGACACAUGGGCCAGGGCCUGGCCUAGGACUGAGGAGACUCAAGGCAGUGAGGUUAAGCCUUCAUGCAUAUAGAGGUGGGAGGACAAAGAAUCAUGCAGUGAGGUUAAGAACAGCAGUGAGGUGUAACAGCAACAAUGUGGCAAGUUUGCCUAGUGACAAAAAGUCAAUUCAUAACAGGGCUUCAUGACCGGGUUUGUGGUUCCUGCAGGUGCUUGCCCAAGCUCAGGGACCACCUGGGGCUGGUUUGAGACAAUUCCGCAAUUUAACUGCAGCAGAAUUCAUCCAGUGCGUGAGUGCAAAAGACUGUUGUUAUGGAAGCUCAUGGCACAGUUUGCUUGCUAGGCUUUAGCUCUGAAAAAUAAGGUAUCUCCUAAUAAUAAGAAAAGAGAGUAGUACUCUUGGUGUGGGGGUCCUGAUGAUACUAAGUAUUGAAUGAAUGGAUGAAAAUCAAGAGCUCCAGUAGCUAUGUGAUUGGGAGAUAACAUGAUAUAGUAGAAAUAACUAUACUAUUCCUUCCAGAAAUAACCCAUUCUACAUUGUGGAUUUGUAUAUAGUUUGCUGAUGAGAUACAUGUUUUUUCCACUCUCUAUCACCAUCUUAGUAAUCAGGAAACAAGCAGCUGAAAUAUAAUCACUGCAAGAUAAUCAGUAAAUUUCGAAAUUGUGUCACACUUUGAAAGUAAAAGUAUACUGUAAUGAAGUAAGGAUGUAAUUGCCAAAAAAAAACCCCGCCCCAAACCCUCAAACUAGUAGAGUAGUCUGCAUGAGGUGUUACAGGGAAAAAGAUAAAUGGAGAGUAAGAUUUGGUUAAUAUUUUUCCAGUAUCAUGUGGGAUAUCCACAUGGUAGACCCUCUCUACUUAACUUUAUGGCUAAGAGUUCAACACUGCUUCCCAAGGUAGAAUGGUCAUAUAGAAAGUAGGUCCCUGAGCCAUCAGGGGUUGCUUCUAUUACUGGAGCAACUUGUUAAUUAGAAAACUGGUUAUCUACCAAUUAGAGGUGUUUUUUUUUUAUAACUCCCUUAUGAGAAAGUGAGGAAGCAUUAUUAGUUUAAUCAAGAUGACAUACUAUAAGUGAUUUUUCUAAUACCUAGCUAGGUUAUAUGAGUAUAACUGAAAUUUUAAUUGAUUUUUUUUUUAAAGAAAAAAGAAGAAAAGAUAAUUUCAGCCUCUACCUGCCUCUUUUAAAUUAUAGUUUUCCUGCAUGUUCAGUUUCAAGUAAGGGAAAAACCAUCUACAAGCUGCAUCAGUCAAAUAAAAGCAAAAGAAGCUAAAAUAAAGAACGUAAGAGACUUGUUCCUUGCUUCACUAAGAAAUUAUAACCACAUAUAAACUGAGGAAGUAUACUGUCCUUAAAGGGAAAAAAUAGCCUCACGAUUCCUUAUUAAAGCAUUAAUUAUAGAUAAUGACAAGUCCAUUACACACAAAUAGAACUGGAUUCACAUAGACUAAGUAUUUAGCUCUUUUAGUGAGUGUACAGAAUACUGUCAAGAGAACAGACAAUAAAAAAAUCACAGUGAGCAUUUGGUCAGCUCUAGCUCACUUACAAAGGCAACUCAGCCUUUCCCCUGGCUGGUCGCGGGGAGCCUGCACGAUGCCCGAAGUCACGGUGAAGGACGUGAACCAGCAGGAGUUCGUCCCGGCCCUGGCCGCCUUCCUGAAAAAGUCCGGGAAGCUGAAAGUCCCCGAAUGGGUGGACACGGUCAAGCUGGCCAAGCACAAGGAGCUGGCGCCCUAUGACGAGAACUGGUUCUACACGUGCGAGGCCUCCACCGCCCGCCACUUGUACCUCCGAGGCGGGGCGGGGGUGGGAUCCAUGACCAAGAUCUAUGGCGGGCGCCAGCACAACGGGGUCAUGCCCAGUCACUUCAGCAGAGGCUCCAAGAGCGUGGCCCGGAGGGUCCUGCAGGCCCUGGAAGGCCUCAAGAUGAUGGAGAAGGACCAGGAUGGGGGCCGGAAGCUGACACCUCAGGGACAGAGAGACCUAGACAGAAUCGCCGGACAGGUGGCUGCUGCCAACAAGAAACAUUAGGACAGACCACACCGGAUUCACUAAUAAAUUGCCUUGUUCAUAAAAAAAAAACAAAACAAAAAACAAAACAAAAAACAAA